Canis lupus familiaris (dog) is the source of this 2937-nucleotide messenger RNA. It is a transcript of the gene DDX52, whose product is annotated as DExD-box helicase 52. Gene Ontology annotation, molecular function: ATP binding; RNA helicase activity; nucleic acid binding. Lineage: Eukaryota; Metazoa; Chordata; Mammalia; Carnivora; Canidae. The record is from RefSeq and is a predicted model, not a curated record. Bases 67 to 1863 code for a protein of 598 amino acids. Gene Ontology annotation, cellular component: 90S preribosome. Gene Ontology annotation, biological process: maturation of SSU-rRNA. The transcript has 15 exons.
CAGACCUUCCGGGAGAAGAGAUCCUCUGAGCAUGCGCCGUGGGACCGCGGGGCUCUCUGGGUAAAAAUGGAUGCUCACGAUCUCUUUCGCCGGCUGGGCGUGGGAGCCAAAUUCGAUGUGAGACGUUUCUCCGCGGAUGCAGCGCGAUUCCAGGUAGGAAAAAGAAAAUAUGACUUUGAUUCUUCAGAGGUGCUGCAGGGACUCGACUUCUUUGGAAACAAGAAGUCUGUCCCAGGUGAGCGCGGAGCAUCAAGAACUCAUCAGGAGCUUCAAGAUGAAGAGAAAAAAGAAGAGAGCCUAACUGAAAGGAAGAGGGAGCAGAACAAGAAAAAGAGGAAGAUGAUAUCAGAAAUUAUUUCUCAAGAAGAAGGUUCUACUAUACAGUGGACAUCGUCUGUGGAAGCAAAGAUUGAAGAUAAAAAAAUUAAAAGAGAAAAUAAACUAACUUCAGGAAAGUUGGAGAAUCUCAGAAAAGAAAAGAUAAACUUCUUCCGGAAUAAACACAAAAUUCAUGUCCAAGGAACUGAUCUUCCUGACCCUAUUGCUACAUUUCAGCAACUUGACCAGGAAUAUAAAAUCAAUUCUCGACUGCUUCAGAACAUUCUAGAUGCAGGCUUCCAAACUCCUACACCAAUCCAAAUGCAAGCCAUUCCAGUUAUGCUUCAUGGUCGAGAACUUCUGGCUUCUGCUCCUACUGGAUCUGGAAAGACUUUGGCUUUUAGUAUUCCCAUUUUGAUGCAACUAAAACAACCCACAAAUAAAGGCUUCAGAGCUCUGAUUAUAUCACCAACACGAGAACUUGCGAACCAGAUUCACAGAGAGUUAGUAAAAAUCUCUGAGGGAACAGGAUUCAGGAUACACAUGAUCCACAAAGCGGCAGUGGCAGCCAAGAAAUUUGGACCUAAAUCAUCAAAGAAGUUUGAUAUUCUUGUGACUACUCCAAAUCGACUAAUCUAUUUAUUAAAGCAGGAUCCUCCAGGAAUAGAUUUAACAAGUGUUGAGUGGCUGGUAGUAGAUGAAUCAGACAAACUGUUUGAAGAUGGCAAAACUGGGUUCAGAGACCAGCUGGCUUCCAUUUUCCUGGCCUGCACAUCCCAUAAGGUCAGAAGAGCUAUGUUCAGUGCAACUUUUGCAUAUGAUGUUGAGCAGUGGUGCAAACUCAACCUGGACAAUGUCAUUACUGUAUCCAUUGGAGCAAGGAAUUCUGCAGUAGAGACCGUAGAACAAGAGCUUCUCUUUGUUGGGUCUGAGACUGGGAAACUUCUGGCCAUGAGAGAACUUGUUAAAAAGGGUUUCAAUCCCCCUGUUCUUGUUUUUGUUCAGUCCAUUGAAAGGGCUAAAGAACUUUUUCAUGAGCUCAUAUAUGAAGGUAUUAAUGUAGAUGUUAUUCAUGCAGACAGAACACAGCAACAGAGAGAUAACACAGUCCACAGCUUCCGAGCUGGAAAAAUCUGGGUUCUUAUUUGUACAGCCUUGCUAGCCAGAGGGAUUGAUUUUAAAGGUGUGAACUUGGUGAUCAACUAUGACUUUCCAACCAGCUCAGUGGAAUAUAUCCACAGGAUAGGUCGAACUGGAAGAGCAGGGCAUAAAGGAAAAGCUGUUACAUUUUUCACUGAAGAUGAUAAACCAUUAUUAAGAAGCGUUGCCAAUGUUAUACAGCAGGCUGGAUGUCCUGUGCCAGAAUACAUAAAAGGUUUCCAAAAACUACUAAGCAAACAAAAGAAAAAGAUGAUUAAGAAGCCAUUGGAAAGGGAGAGCAUUAGUACAACUCCAAAAUAUUUCUUAGAAAAAGCUAAGAAUAAACGGAAAAAGGUCACUGCUCAGAACAGCAAGAAGAAAGUAACUCUUGAAGACAAAAGUUAAAAACAGACUUUUUAAAAGACUAUCGGAAAUGGAGUUUUAUGAUCCCCAGCAAGAAUGUAGUUUUCAUGAAAUACUUUAAAUCCUGUAAUCACCUGUAACAUUUGAAAAUAACUACAAGAAUGUGGGACUGAUGAAAAAGAACCCUAAACUAUGAAUGCAUCAUGUCAUAUUUCGAUUUGUAGGUGACUUUUAAAUGAUCAGUGGAAAUCACAAUGGAAAUAACAUUCAUUGACAUUUCUGUGGUGUGAAUCCAGAGAGAUACUUCUUAUAGAAGAACACAAGCUUAUGCUAAAAUUAACAACACCCAAAUGUGGUGAACUCUUAAGGAUUUUUCCCUUCAGUGUGAAGGAAGGUGUGAUGUAUGCUGUGGAGAGGCAUCUGGAACCAAAUUUCAAAAUAAAGCCUUGAGAUUGCAUGCCCCUUUUCACCACCACCACCCAUCAUCGCACCACCCUCACCUUUUUUUUUCUUUUUUUUUUUUAGAUGAACAAGAAGCAGCACAGGCUGUCUACCAAGAAGAGAUCUAUUGUUCUCUUUACUAUUUCUUAAUUUGUUGGUGACCUUUUGUGGUAUGAGCCACAACAAAAAGCCUCCUCUGUGGCUGGUUAUUCAGGUUCCCUAGGAUUUUAAAUUAUUUGGUCUAUAUUAAAUAUCCUUAUACUCCACUGGACAGCUCGUACCUUACCUGUCAUAAUGUUGCAAUUACAAGAUUAUGGUCAGCCUCUCCCUUUCUUACUUCCAUUUUCCAUCAUCUAAUCAUGCUCUUUCCUGUCUCUUUCCAUUCAAAAUGACUUUGCUAGAAAACUGAUAAACACUUUAUCCUGAUAAGGAAGAAUGUUCCUGUUACUUGAUAGACCUGUGGCUGCAUUCUCUUACAGCUUGUCUUUCCAAAGACUUUAGGGCCCUGCAUCCAUUUAUUAAACAGGUCUCUGCCAGAUGUAAAGAAUUAAGAUUAUACAGUGAUGGAGUCUAUUCACUAUUAGCAGAUUUUUCUUAGUUGCUAGUUUUAUACAGUUGGAAUAAAAAAUUGACUUCAUACAUGUAAGGAUUAAUUAAACUUAUUAAUUUCCUUUA